AUGCCUGAAAAAUGUUCCGGAUGUAAUAAAAAAAGAAGUCUUAAAUAUGGAAACGGAGACAUAUGUACUAAUUGUUAUUCCGCACGAUUUCAAUCUGUUAAUAGUGGAAAUCCUGAUAUUGAUAAUUUAAUUAAAUCAACACAUGGAAAUAAUCCUAAAAAUAGGUUAGAGUGGAUUCCCUUUGAAGAAUUUACAGAUAUCCAGCGAGUUACGGAAGGUGGAUUUAGUACAAUAUUUACGGCUUUAUGGGUAAAAGGAAGAAUUACACGUUAUUCUGGAGUAGGAUUCGAUCGAGCAGGUUCAGAAAAAAUUAUAUUAAAAGUUCUUAAGGACUCUCAAAAUAUUAAUUCGGCAUUUAUAAAGGAGUUAAAUAAUAUUGCUCUAACUCAACCUAACUCUAAUCGUUAUAUAAUUCAAUCUUAUGGUGUGUCACAAGAUCCAACAACAAAAAAUUAUAUAUUCGUUAUGCCAUAUAUGGAACAUGGAAGUUUGCGCGAGUAUUUAAUUAAGCAUUUUAAUGAUGUUAAAUGGACGGAUUGGGGAAAAAGUAAAGGGUCGAAAUGGAAAUAUAUUAGUGCUUCAAAAAAAUAUUAUAGAUCGUGA
Messenger RNA from Acaulospora morrowiae, 603 nucleotides. NCBI's taxonomy places the organism in Eukaryota, Fungi, Glomeromycota, Glomeromycetes, Diversisporales, Acaulosporaceae. The record is from the annotation of a GenBank genome assembly.